Messenger RNA from Australozyma saopauloensis, 585 nucleotides. It is a transcript of the gene IDH1, whose product is annotated as isocitrate dehydrogenase (NAD(+)). Bases 1 to 585 code for a protein of 194 amino acids. Gene Ontology annotation, cellular component: mitochondrion. Gene Ontology annotation, biological process: isocitrate metabolic process; tricarboxylic acid cycle. Gene Ontology annotation, molecular function: magnesium ion binding; NAD binding; isocitrate dehydrogenase (NAD+) activity. NCBI's taxonomy places the organism in Eukaryota, Fungi, Ascomycota, Pichiomycetes, Serinales, Metschnikowiaceae. The record is from RefSeq and is a predicted model, not a curated record. The transcript has a single exon.
AUGACCAGAUUCAAGUCCGAGAGAAUCGCCAAGUUCGCCUUCGACUUUGCUCUCAAGAACAACAGAAAGGUGGUCACUGCCAUCCACAAGGCCAACAUCAUGAAGUUGGGUGAUGGUUUGUUCAGACAAACCGUCAAGGACGUCGGUCAAACCUACCCAGGUAUUCAGGUCAACGACUUGAUUGUCGACAACGCCUCCAUGCAAGCUGUUGCACACCCUCAACAAUUCGAUGUUUUGGUCACUCCUAACUUGUACGGUUCCAUUCUCUCCAACAUUGGUGCUGCCUUGAUCGGUGGUCCAGGUUUGGUUCCAGGUGCCAACUUCGGUAGAGAGUACGCUGUUUUCGAGCCAGGUUGCAGACACGUUGGUUUGGACAUCAAGGGUCAAAACACCGCCAACCCAACUGCCAUGAUCUUGUCUGCCACCAUGAUGUUGAGACACUUGGGCUUGAACGAUGAGGCCGACAAAAUCUCCAAGGCUACCUACGACGUCAUUGCUGAGGGCAACGUCAGAACCAAGGACAUCGGCGGUACUUCCACCACCACCGAGUUCACUGAGGCCAUUUUGUCCAAGUUGAACGCUUAA